Peronospora matthiolae is the source of this 1701-nucleotide messenger RNA. The record is from the annotation of a GenBank genome assembly. NCBI's taxonomy places the organism in Eukaryota, Oomycota, Peronosporomycetes, Peronosporales, Peronosporaceae.
AUGAUGACGACCCAGCAGCAGAGUGCAGAUCGAGUCAAGUCGUACGUGUAUCCGCUCGGACCACCUUCGGUCGACAUUUCGGCCACUGCCGCGGUACCUUUGGACGUGACGACGGAAGCGACUGUCGCCAUGUCGGACGGACUCGGCCGGAAGCGCAAAGAGCCUGCAAGUCCUACUGAUCGCUUUGACGCCGAUGGAAGCGCCGACGCAAGUGACAAACAGCAGCCGUCCAAGAAGUCGCGUCGUGAGCUGCCACCGCACACUGUAGCCAUCCUCAAGGGCUGGAUGCUGUCUCGGGAGCACGUGAAGCAUCCGUACCCGACGGACGAGGACAAGCAAGUGCUGCUUAAAAAGACGGGCAUUAGCAUGAAGCAGCUCACGAACUGGUUUACAAAUGCACGGAAACGUAUUUGGAAACCCAUGAUGCGGCGUGAACAUUUGCGUCAGAUGCAGUCGACAGUGGACUUUGAUCACACGGCGGUGCGCGAGUUUCCUGGCUCUGGACUUUGUCAGCAGUACGCAGAGAGUAGCUAUGUCCCUCGUUCGUCGGUGCGACACUCUUUUGAUGUGGGAAGCUUAGGUGCGCCUCCUCACUUGGCAGCAGCAGCGUUCGAUCGGUGUGCGCGACCGCAGGCCAUACCGGUAGAUGCACCAAUGUACCCGGUACGAGCGAUGCGCUCCAUGUCAGAGGCGCCAGCAAAGACCGAGAUUGAUGAUUAUAUGGAGGCUGAACGAAUUCGGGAGCGAGAAGUGGAGCGCAGCCGUGCCGGAUGUGCUCCUCGCAAUAGUCUGUCACCGCGCGGGCACAAGAUUUUGCAGGAGUGGGUGAGCGCAAACGCACAACGCGAGUAUUCGUAUCCGAAUGACACUGAGCGAUUGCAGCUCGCAAGAGAUACGGGGCUUGACGUGUCACAAGUGGACGAGUGGGUGACGAGUCUUCGUGAGCAAAUGGGUGUUCGAGGUCCUUCUAUUCUGUCUGCUGGACAUUCGUUUCCACUCAAACCUGCUUUGUACGGUGAGCGGCGAUCGAUUCCGACUAGUGAAAACCCCAUGUUUCCUCCGCGGCAGACCGUUUCCGGCUCGUUGCGAUCAUCCAUUCCGUCAGUGGGAAACCCGCAGUUCCCUCCGCCGCCAGUGCGACGAGAGGUCGGUGAUAGCCGAUUUGCAACGUUCCCGUCAGCUGCGUUGAACCGCCCAGGUCACGAGGUGCCACGCAUGCGUUCGAUGACGAUCAGCUCAAGCCCGUACUUGCUUCCUCCCUCGUCAUCCAGCACUGCAGGCAUCGAAUCUCAAGUUCAGACUGCUGACAGUGCUUUGCCUUCGCUUGCUAGCCGGAGUUUAAUGAGCCGACCACCACCCAUUGUCACGCACAACGGACCCACUAUGGGCCAGCCGCGCGACAGCAGGUCACGCACACUCGAUAUGGGCCAGUUUGCGAAUGCUCGUCGGCGAAAAAUGACCUUCCAGGACAUUCUGGCAUCAACGAGCGGACCGGCAGCUGGAGCCGUACUACCGGCAGCCAGAUCUAGUACGUUGUCGCAGUCGACUGGUCUUGCCACUACUAGCGGCAACAAUAUGGCAAGCAUCUACCCGAACAACAGUGUGCCGUCGACCACAGUGUAUCCAGUCGCCGCAUCCAGUGGAUUCCAGCAAAAACAGUCGCCAUUGCCGAAGGAGCAGCAGCCUGGUCGUAUAGUAUGA